Molecule: messenger RNA, 2437 nt
Organism: Callorhinchus milii (elephant shark)
Lineage: Eukaryota; Metazoa; Chordata; Chondrichthyes; Chimaeriformes; Callorhinchidae
Product: growth factor independent 1B transcription repressor
Exons: 12
Coding region: 340-2175 (611 amino acids)
Biological process (GO): regulation of transcription by RNA polymerase II
Cellular component (GO): nucleus
Molecular function (GO): RNA polymerase II cis-regulatory region sequence-specific DNA binding; DNA-binding transcription factor activity, RNA polymerase II-specific
Source: RefSeq, a predicted model, not a curated record
UAUUUCUGUCUCUCUCUCUCUGUGUGUGUGUGUGGAUUUCAACCUCUGUGUCUAUAGGCAAAUUCUCCUGUACUUCUUAAUUUCCCUAUUGGUUGACGUCUGUCUCUCCCCCUAGAAAACAGAUUUGCAGGACCCAAAAAAAAAAUUAUCAGAUUGAAAAAUCAGGGCGGGUUAAAAAACAAGGGGUGAGUGAGUGUGUGAGUGAGUGAGUGAAAGAGACAGAGAGAGUGAAAGGGAACUUGACGGAUUGCAAGACACUGCCACAGAGAGAGAGAGAGAGAGAGAGAUACAGGUGUCCCACAAGGUCGAUGUGAGGAAUUUGGAGACAGGGUGUUGACGAUGCCCCGAGCGUUCCUGGUGAAGACGAAGAAAGCUUACACUUACCACCAGCAUCGCUGUCUCCACGACGACCGUCUUCCUCACCCGCUCCCUGCAGCCUCCUCGCCACUGGCAGUUUCGCCACCAGAGUAUCCAGAGGACAGCAACGCGCCCGACAGCGAUGCCAGGGGUACCAGUCUUCAGGUCAUACACGAGGAAGGGCAUCAGGACCAUGUCACAACCAGUUUGCCUCCAGGGCAUGUGACUAAAGCUCGUUACUGCUCAACAGUCUCUAGUUCCGUUCUCCCAUUGGUUGAGGAAGAUUAUUCCCAUCCCCAGGAUGAGAAACCGUCCUUCCCGUGGGAUACAUUGCACACUGUGUACCAGCUGUCCUCCAGCUUCCAGUCGGUGUUCCUGGAGGGAGCGAUGGGAAUGUACGGCUCCCAUUUCACCGGGGCCUCACACUCUGACCAGCCCAUUGACUACAGUGCGCAUUACAACACCGACUCCACCUUCCACUGUGUCAAGUGUAACAAGGCCUUCUCCACGUCUCACGGUCUCGAGGUCCACGUGCGGCGCUCGCACAGUGGGAUGAGACCCUUCGGCUGCGACGUGUGCGGCAAGAUGUUCGGGCACUCGGUCAGCCUGGAGCAGCACCUCCACACCCACUCCCAGGAACGAAGCUUCGAGUGUAAGAUGUGCGGCAAGACAUUCAAGCGUUCGUCAACGCUCUCCACCCACCUGCUCAUCCACUCGGACACACGGCCCUACCCGUGUCAGUACUGUGGCAAACGUUUCCACCAGAAAUCAGACAUGAAGAAGCACACGUACAUUCACACAGGUGAGAAGCCCCACAAGUGCCAGGUUUGUGGGAAAUCCUUCAGCCAGAGCUCCAACCUGAUCACCCACAGCCGCAAACACACCGGCUUCAAACCCUUCGGCUGUGACACGUGCGGGAAAGGCUUCCAGCGUAAGGUGGACCUGCGUCGUCACCGCGAGACCCAGCACGGCUUCAAGGUCCACGGACAAGUGGUUCACUUCCACAUCCAUCACUCUGCCUCCGCCCUCGACCCCAGGAUCACAGCUCCUCUGACCACCUACCGAUAUUCUGUUGUUUCUGGUUCAGUCUCUAGUUCCGUUCUCCCAUUGGUUGAGGAAGAUUAUUCCCAUCCCCAGGAUGAGAAACCGUCCUUCCCGUGGGAUACAUUGCACACUGUGUACCAGCUGUCCUCCAGCUUCCAGUCGGUGUUCCUGGAGGGAGCGAUGGGAAUGUACGGCUCCCAUUUCACCGGGGCCUCACACUCUGACCAGCCCAUUGACUACAGUGCGCAUUACAACACCGACUCCACCUUCCACUGUGUCAAGUGUAACAAGGCCUUCUCCACGUCUCACGGUCUCGAGGUCCACGUGCGGCGCUCGCACAGUGGGAUGAGACCCUUCGGCUGCGACGUGUGCGGCAAGAUGUUCGGGCACUCGGUCAGCCUGGAGCAGCACCUCCACACCCACUCCCAGGAACGAAGCUUCGAGUGUAAGAUGUGCGGCAAGACAUUCAAGCGUUCGUCAACGCUCUCCACCCACCUGCUCAUCCACUCGGACACACGGCCCUACCCGUGUCAGUACUGUGGCAAACGUUUCCACCAGAAAUCAGACAUGAAGAAGCACACGUACAUUCACACAGGUGAGAAGCCCCACAAGUGCCAGGUUUGUGGGAAAUCCUUCAGCCAGAGCUCCAACCUGAUCACCCACAGCCGCAAACACACCGGCUUCAAACCCUUCGGCUGUGACACGUGCGGGAAAGGCUUCCAGCGUAAGGUGGACCUGCGUCGUCACCGCGAGACCCAGCACGGCUUCAAGUGACCAUGGGAGGCACACCUUUACCACCAGCUAAACACUUACACCCCCCACCUUUCACUUUGACUCCCCCCGGCCCCACCCCUGACUCACCUCCGUCCCAUGUGGUGUUUCUCUUAUCCUUUCGUUUUCACCACCUUCAUAGGUCCACGGACAAGUGGUUCACUUCCACAUCCAUCACUCUGCCUCCGCCCUCGACCCCAGGAUCACAGCUCCUCUGACCACCUACCGGUCAGACAGCAGAUCUGGGAUCUUCCCUCUCUUCACG